AUGGGUAAGCCUUUUCGCGAAGUCAUGGCCGCUCAAGGUUUGUACAUUUCUCGGCGUCGUGGCCUUUCGAGGGGGCCAGUUGUACCGCUCACGAAAGACACUGGCAUUGUGCUUGGACGCAAUGGCCACCCAAACCGCCCGUGUUCGAACUGUUUGGCAGUCAUCGACGCAUCGGGUCGGCAGUGGAGAAAUGACACAUCUUUGCCGCAUUUGCGGAGUGAUCAAGUGACAGACAGCGGCGGAGAAGAGCCAAGAUACGUGCGGGUAUUUUUCGUGGAUAUGUUCGUGGCCAUUGCCCCCUAUAGGUUUAAGAUGAUCUCUCAUGUGAUGAGCUGCACCCUGAGCGUCUUCUUCUACGUCCUAGGCAUUCUGUUUGCAGUCCGUUUGUGUCGACAAGGCCGAAGGAGCACCUCUCACGAGCAAAUAUGGGUUCUAAUUCUCAUUUUUAUUACAUCAUUCUAUUUCAACGUAUACGAGAGUGUGAUCCGCAUCCUGGAGGAGACUGACCCGAACCGGAAUGAAGAUAAGUUUGACAAAUGGGUAUAUAGACUCGAAGAGGUCUUAACUGGGAGUCGCGACUUGGCAUUCACAGUCUUCACUUUCUUCUACCUUUGGGCGAGUCUACACUCCUAUCGGAUUCUUGAUCCCACAAAGCCCCUAGCAUUCAAGACGUUUUAUUUGCCUAAGCUCCUGGUUCUCGUGCCUUAUGUGAUCUUCAGGUUAGUAUGCCUAUUUGUCUUGAGCAUGCAUUUGUCAGAAGUUCCGGUGAUGUCGGCACCUGCAUUGCUAUUCACGUUCGGGGAGUUUAACAUGUGGCGCUAUUUGAAAGCAGAGCUUUUAUACUGCAUCGCAUCCUCAGUCAUCGAGCUGAUGAUUGUAGGACUAAUCGUGUACGAAGCACUGAAGUCUUUGCGUAUUUUGCGGAAGGCGCCCUACAUGAAGCACAGAACCAAACGUGUGGGCUUCCGUUUUUUCAUAUACCUCAACUUCCUCUUUUACCCAUCGUUUAUUUUCCUUCAAGCUCUGACCAUGUUUGCCCGCGACAAGGGUGAAAACAUCCUCCUGAUUAUUCCUGGAGUUAACAUGCCUAUGGCCGAUCCCAUAUGGUACUACACCAUGGGUCCCGCGGUACUGGUGGUUGGCUAUGUUGUAGUGACUGCCCAUGUCCACUUACCCGCAACCUCUGUCGGUGCAAUCAAAGGUUGGUUCAAGAGUUCGGCACUAGCUGAAUCAGGAUCGCGAUGGUCCUUCGGUUCGACGACAUCGAGGUCGACGCACGCGAAUUACUGUGUUGACAGUACACCCACCCCGUUCAGCGGCAGCUCGACAUGGGUCCAUGACGAGAACACACCACGCUCAGUUGUCGAUAACGACAAUGAAAUGGAUCACCAGAUCGUCGAACCUUUCACCUACAGGAUGAAGGAAUCACCACAUUCGUUGGAGCUAAAAGCAAACUGCUUCACGAUGCAAACUCACGUGAUCCUUUUCAAUUUUGCGUGGUACGUGUACUACUACGGGACACCGAAAUUGAACAAUUGGAAAACGAAAGAGAAUCCGCUGCCGUUCGAAUACAAAAUUGCCGCGCAUAUCAAAUGUGAUUCGACGGACACGCAAGUACUUGUGCUGGAUUGCUUCGAUCGCAUCAUUGUAGCAUUCAAGGGAUCAACAUCGAAGCGCAACAUGAGAACAUCACUUCAAAUGAAUUAUGAAAACGUGCAUUCUGUGAUCCGAACAAAUAUCCGUGGGGAAGAUGAGACAGGGAGAUUGAAGAGAAUGUUUGGAAGAAGUUACACGAAUGGGAAAGUUCAUAGAGGUUUUGCCAUUGCGUACAGGAGCGUGGCCGGUGAAGUAAUGGAGAAAGUAAGAGCGCUUCGGGGUGAGAAGAGAAGACCAGUUUUCUUAACGGGACACAGUCUCGGAGGGGCUUUGGCGACAAUCUGUAGUAUGGACGUCUGGGUGAAGCUUGAAUUGAGUCGACGAGAAAUAUUUGUUUCGACGUUUGGAUCUCCGCGAGUGGGUAACGCCGAUUUUGCAGAUAUAUACGACAAAGUCGUACCACUUCAUUGGCGAAUCGUUGUAGAUCCGGACAUGGUUGCCAAGUUGCCUAAAGGUGGGUACAAACACGUCGGCAAGAAAGCGGUGCUGACGCCUCACGGAGACAUGAUCAUUGAUCCCAAUUAUCUAGAUAGGAGGCCCUGGAGUGGAGAGACCGCAGGAUUUGCAUAUCACCGCAAGGCAAGCUACCUACUAGCGAUGCGAGCAUGGUGUGUUCGGAAUCACGGAAUGGUGUACACGCCUGUGUUUUGGCCGUUCCCAUUAAGAAAGGAAGAUCACAAACGGUUUGAGAGUGCAUUCACAGAUGAAGGGGAGAUUGUAAAGGGCCACUCAAACAGGAUUGCAUCGAAGAUCAUUCACAUGGAUGCGAUGGUUGACGCGCUAGGACACGGAGACCAGGCGUUGGCAAACAUGGCAGUGGUAGAGAAGUGGGCCAGGCUCACGAGAAGAAUAUUAUUGAACGCGAGAUUGACGGAAAACACGUCAUUUGAAUUUCAGUAGAAGCGGUGAGAAGGUGAGUAAGGAAUCUCGACAACUGAACAUAGAUGUGAAUAGAGAAUAUCUUUGGUAUGAGUAGGGAGUAGUAGCUUGGAAGUUACGGAGCAGUAGAGGGGUGGAGAGGGAUGGAGAGGUUGUAAACUGAGAAGUAAUGAUAUCAAAUGUUUUUACAUUU
Messenger RNA from Chondrus crispus (carragheen), 2728 nucleotides. RefSeq names its product Lipase domain protein, putative. Gene Ontology annotation, biological process: lipid metabolic process. Bases 1 to 2556 code for a protein of 851 amino acids. The record is from RefSeq and is a predicted model, not a curated record. The transcript is spliced from 2 exons. NCBI's taxonomy places the organism in Eukaryota, Rhodophyta, Florideophyceae, Gigartinales, Gigartinaceae.